AUGGUGUUCACUGAGCUCCUGGAGCAGGCUGGGGGUGCGGGCUUCUUCCAGGCCCUGCAGGUCCUCACCUUCUUCCUCCCGUCUGUCUGGGUGCCCAUCCAAUUAGUUGUGGAGAACUUUUCAGCUGCUGUCCUAGGCCACUGCUGCUGUGCCCACAUGCUGGACAAUGGCUCUGAGGCCCCCGGAAACCUCACCCCCGAGGCCCUCCUGGCCGUCUCCAUCCCACUGAGCCCCAACCAGGAGCCCCACCAGUGUCUGCGCUUCUGCCAACCACAGUGGCAGCUCCUGGACCCCAACGCCACGGCCACCAACUGGAGCAAGUCUGCCACGGAGCCACGCGUGGACGGCUGGGUCUACGACCGCAGCACGUUUACCUCCACCAUCGUGACCGAGCAGGACCUGGUGUGUGACCACCAGGGCCUGAAGCCCCUAGGCCGGUCCAUCUACCUGGCGGGGGGUCAUGGCGGGUGGAGCACCUGGGGCCUCCUCUCCCACCAGUGAUUUGGGCGGAAGCCUGUUCUGAGCUGGCGCUGCCUGCAGGUGACGUCGCCAGCAUCAGCCCCAUCGUUGCCUCCAAUCUCCUUUCUACGAUUUUUGAGCACUUUGGGAUUGUCUGGCAUCAUCCUGACCUCCGCAACGCUCAUGGUGGAGUGGACCACGACCCGCACGAGGGCUGUCACCAUGACGACCCUGAGAUGCACCUACAGCAUCGGCCAGACGGCCAUGGGCAGCCUGGCCUUUGCCCUGUGGGACCGGCGAGCCCUCCAGCUGGCCUUGUUGGUGCCCUUCUUGGUCAUCUUGCUGAUAUCCUGCUGGCAGGUCUGCUGCCCACCACCCCCUCCCCACAUGACCUGGGGGCAGUGCCCAAUCUACACGAAGAAAACAAAGGCCCAGCCAAGCACCCGCUUCUUUAACCGGUGGCUGCCAGGAUCCGCCCGAUGGCUGAUUACGGUGGGCAAAACAGAUCGAGCGCUUCAGGAACUCAAAAAGGUGGCCAAGGUAAAUGGCCACAAGGAAGCCAAAAAGACACUGACUAUAGAGGAGAGAUGCUGUUUGUGAUACAGUGUACUGAUGUCCAGCAUGGAGGAGGACAUAGCCUCUGCGAAGUCCUGCCGGUCAGGGCUGGACCUGUUCCGUAUAAUCGCGCUCCUCUGGAGAAGCUGCAGACUGUUGGUAGCGAGCUUGUCCCUCACCCUCUCCUACUAUGGGCUAGUCCUCCUCCUGCAGAACCUGGGUAGCAGCGUCUUCUUCCUCCAGGUCCUCUUUGGAGCUGCGGACUUCCGGGCCCGGAUCACCACCACGCUCCAACUCAGGUUCUUUGGCCGCCGCACUACCCUGCCCGGCUCCCUGGCUGUGGCUGGCCUCGCCAUCCUGGCCAAAAUGCUGGUCCCACAAGAUCUGCAGACCCUGCAUGUGAUCUUGGCUGUGCUGGGAAAGGGAUGUUUUGGCAUCAGCUUAACCUGCAUCAUGGUCUACAAGCCGGAACUCUUCCCAACUUCACUGUGGAUGACCGCAGUGGGCCUGGGCCAGACGGCAGCCCAAGGGGGAGCCAUCCUGGGGCCUCUGCUGCGGCUGCUGGGUGUACACGGUGCCUCCCUAUCCCUGCUGGUGUACGGGGCAGUGCCAGUGCCGAGCAGCCUGGCUGCACUGCUGCUGCCCGAGACCCAGAGCCUGCCGCUGCGCGACACUAUCCAAUAUGUGUGGAGCCAGGCAGUAAAGAAGGCAACACACAGCACCCAGGGGCGUCCUGUUCUGAAAUCCACACGACUUUAG
Lagenorhynchus albirostris (white-beaked dolphin) is the source of this 1773-nucleotide messenger RNA. Its product is annotated as solute carrier family 22 member 11-like. Gene Ontology annotation, molecular function: transmembrane transporter activity. Gene Ontology annotation, cellular component: membrane. Lineage: Eukaryota; Metazoa; Chordata; Mammalia; Artiodactyla; Delphinidae. Gene Ontology annotation, biological process: transmembrane transport. The record is from RefSeq and is a predicted model, not a curated record.